Salvia miltiorrhiza (redroot sage) is the source of this 1052-nucleotide messenger RNA. RefSeq lists its product as uncharacterized. The transcript has 5 exons. The record is from RefSeq and is a predicted model, not a curated record. NCBI's taxonomy places the organism in Eukaryota, Viridiplantae, Streptophyta, Magnoliopsida, Lamiales, Lamiaceae. Bases 110 to 952 code for a protein of 280 amino acids.
CCGGCUCCCGCCAUCACAACUGAUUUUAAGCAGUGCCUUCUUCCCGUCCACAAAAACACUCGUUUUUCACCGCAUCAAAACUCGCAUCCACUCCCAAAUUUUUGCUCCAAUGGCGUUGCUCUCAUCUUUAGUUUCACCCAAUUCGAUCCCCCUUCACGUAUUCGCUCCAAAAUCCCCAACAAAACUUCCCAGACAAUUUUCACAUUCACUUGCUUCAUUAACCCCUCCUCCUCCAUCUCCCUCUUCUUCAAAUUCUCAAGAAUCGACGUCGUCCGCAACAACUGAAAGUUUCACUGUAUUAGGAAAAGGGUCGUCUCCAAAAUCGCCAGAAUUGCCCUACAACUACGCCUUCGCUGACCUAAAUGGAGACCCCGUCGUCCGGUUUGUACAGUCUACGGAAUCUACGAUUGAAAGAGUCAUAUUCGACUUUCGCUUUCUUGCACUUCUGGCUAUUGGAGGAUCGUUAGCGGGCUCUCUACUGUGCUUUCUUAAUGGAUGUGUAUACAUAUUUGAUGCCUAUAAAGUGUACUGGACAAGCUGUGUCAAAGGAAUCCAUACUGGGAAAAUGGUUCUGAGAUUGGUUGAAGCUAUUGAUGUGUAUCUGGCUGGGACUGUGAUGCUGAUAUUUGCCAUGGGCUUGUACGGAUUAUUCAUUUCGAACGUGCCUCCGGGUGUACCUCCUAGCAUGGAUCGCGCACUCAAGGGGUCUUCCUUGUUCGGGAUGUUUGCUUUGAAGGAGAGGCCGCAGUGGAUGAAGAUCAGUUCGCUGGACGAGCUGAAGACGAAAGUAGGGCAUGUGAUUGUGAUGAUCCUUCUGGUGAAAAUGUUCGAAAGGAGCAAGAUGGUGACCAUAGCAACUGGGCUGGACUUGUUGAGCUACUCUGUUUGUAUAUUCUUGUCGUCGGCAUCCUUGUACAUUCUUCACAAUCUGCACAAAAAUGACUCGCAUUAAUUAGCAACCUAUGCUUGGCUUGUGCUUCUCACUCUCUGUAAUUCACCGGUUCCCAUCUAUAUCUAGCCAUCUUUGAUUAAUAAAUGAUGUUUUUGCUUUU